AUGCUGCGGCAAAUGAUACACAGAGGGCUCAAAGCUUCUUUCUACUGGCUGGGCUUAUUUGUUAGUAGGCAUCCGGUUUUUUUCCUCACCGUUCCCGCAGUCUUAACCAUCAUUUUCGGAUCUACAGUGCUGAGCAGAUUCAAGCCCGAAACGGACCUCGAGAUACUGGUUGCCCCGACCCACAGCUUUGCUAAAGUAGAGCGGAGUCUUGCGAACAGCCUUUUCCCCAUCGACCAGUCAAAAAACAAGCUGUAUUCCGACCUGCACACCCCCGGCAGAUAUGGCAGACUGAUUCUACUGGCUAAGUCUGGGGGAAAUAUAUUGGAGCUAGCCGACCAGGUCCUGCAGGUUCACAAGCAGGUGUUGGAUUUGAGUGUUAAUUACAAGGGAUUCAAUUACACUUUCGCUCAUCUCUGUGUCCUGAGCCAUCAGGAUAAGCGAUGCAUCUUGGAUGAUAUAAUUACGAUAUUCGAAGAUAUCCGUUUAGCUAUUCUGUCGAAUUAUACUUUCUCGAAGGUGCCCGUGAGCUAUCCAAAUACAACCUUAAAGGACGGUCGUGUGUCUUUCAUCGGCCACCAGCUGGGUGGAGUGGCCUUCUCGCCCAACAGCCGAGACCAGCAGGUGAAGUUUGCCCGGGCCGUCCAGAUCACCUACUACCUCCGCAACCAUGGCCCCGUGGUUCAGGACGUCAUCGCAGAGAAAUGGGAGAAUGCCUUCUGCGCCCUCAUCACGCGCCUGUCCACGCUCAGCGAGGACCUGCACAUCCAGUCUCUCACCUCCUUCAGCCUGUGGAGGGAUUUCCACCAGACGGGCGUGCUGGCUAAAGGGGAGGUGCUGGUCAGCAUGGUGCUCCUCCUGCUGGCAGCCACCAUCUCCAGCUCCAUGAGGGACUGCCUGAGGGGGAAGCCCUUCCUGGGUCUACUGGGUGUGCUCACCAUAGCCAUCGCCAACGUGACUGCAGCUGGCAUCUUCUUCAUCUCCGACGGGAAGUUUAACUCCACGCUACUGGGGAUCCCCUUCUUUUCCAUGGGUCAUGGAACCAAAGGAGUGUUUGAGCUCCUGGCGGGCUGGAGAAGAACUCGAGAGAGCCUUCCCUUCAAGGAGCGCGUGGCAGACGCCUUCGCCGACGUGAUGGUAUGCUAUACCAUGACCAGUUCCCUCUACAUCAUCACCUUUGGCAUGGGUGCCAGCCCCUUCACCAACAUCGAGUCGGUGAAGAUCUUCUGCCAGAGCAUGUGCGUGGCCGUCCUGGUCAACUACUUCUACGUGUUCUCCUUCUACGGUUCCUGCUUGGUGUUCGCUGGUCAGCUGGAGCAGAACCGCUACCACAGUGUGUUCUGCUGUAAGAUCCCCUCAGUGGAGUACCUGGACCGCCAGCCCACCUGGUUCAAGACCAUGAUGAGCGACGGCCAUGACCACGUCACUCACCACGAGGUCUUGCCCUACCACAACCACUUCAUCCAGCACUUCCUGAGGGAGCACUACACGGAGUGGAUCACCAACACCUACGUCAAGCCCUUCGUGGUCAUCCUCUACCUGAUCUACGCCUCCUUCUCCUUCAUGGGAUGUUUACAAAUCAGUGAUGGAUCCAACAUCGUCAACCUCCUAGCCAGCAACACGCCCAGUGUGUCCUACGCCACGACCCAGCAGAAGUACUUCAGUAACUACAGCCCUGUGAUCGGCUUCUACAUCUAUGAACCCAUCGAGUACUGGAACUCCACGGUGCAGGAGCACCUCACAACGCUGAGCCAUGGCUUCAACAAGAUCUCCUGGAUGGAUAACUACUUUCAGUAUCUGAAGGUGGUGAAUGUGAGCGCCUCGACCAAAAGUGAUUUCAUCACCAUCCUGCAGGGCUCCUUCCUGCGCAGCCCGGAGUAUCAGCACUUCAUGGAGGACAUCAUUCUGUCCAAGACAGAUGGGGAUGAAAUGGAGAUCAUCGCUUCCAGGAUGUACCUGGUGGCACGGACCACGGAGAAGACCAGGGAGGAAGUGGUGGAGCUGCUGGAGAGGCUCCGCCCACUCUCGCUCAUCAACAACAUCAAGUUCAUUGUCUUCAACCCCACCUUCGUCUUCAUGGACCGUUACAGCUCCUCCGUAGUGUCGCCCAUCCUCACCUCAGCUUUCAGUGUGCUCACCAUCCUCAUCCUCACCUUCUUCCUAGUCAUCAACCCUCUGGGGAACUUCUGGUUGAUCCUGACCGUCACCUCCGUAGAGCUGGGGGUCCUGGGCCUCAUGACCCUCUGGAAUGUACACAUGGACAGCAUCUCUAUCCUGUGCCUUAUUUAUACUCUAAACUUUGCCAUGGAUCACUGUGCACCCCACCUGUAUACCUUCGUACUGGCCACGGAGCACACCAGGACCCAGUGCAUUAAGAUCUCGCUGGAGGAGCACGGGGCGGCCAUUUUGCAAAAUGCCUGCUGUUUCGUUAUCGGGAUGUUGCCCUUGGUGUUUGUGCCUUCCAAUCUGACCUACACACUGUUCAAGUGCUCCCUCCUCACCGCAGGCUGCACAGUGCUGCACUGUUUCGUUAUCCUGCCUGUGUUUCUAACGUUUUUCCCCCCAUCCAAAAAAAGGCACAAGAAGAAGAAACGGGCCAAACGGAAAGAGAGAGAGAGGGAGCGGGAGAUGAUGGAGAGGGAGAGAGUGAGGGAAAGGGAGGAGAUAGAGUGCAUUGAAGUCAGGGAGAACCCUGAUCAUGUGACUAACGUCUGA
Molecule: messenger RNA, 2712 nt
Organism: Salvelinus namaycush (lake trout)
Lineage: Eukaryota; Metazoa; Chordata; Actinopteri; Salmoniformes; Salmonidae
Product: patched domain-containing protein 1
Exons: 3
Coding region: 1-2712 (903 amino acids)
Cellular component (GO): membrane
Source: RefSeq, a predicted model, not a curated record